GAAUUGGAAAUAAAUCCCAAAAUGUUUCAUUCAAGCUCGGGCUAUCCAGACCUUACCGGUGGUUCUGGCAAUGCCGUUUCCUACCACCAACAAGCUGCUGCAGCAGCUGCCGCCAGCACUCCCGUUUAUGUUCCUUCAAAUCGCGCCCUCACACACAGUCAAUACGGUCAUGCUGCUGCUCAUUUUGGAACAGCGGCCGCCCAAAAUGCCUGGACAGCAGCCGAUACCUUUGGAGCAACACACUCACAAAUACCCGCCCAAUUUUAUGCCCAAAAUGUAAUGAUGGGUACGUGGCGAGCAUACGAUCCCACGGGAUUCCAACGCACCUCACCCUAUGACAAUGCAAUGGAAUUGCAAUUCGGUGAGGGGCGAGAAUGCGUCAAUUGUGGGGCAAUUAGCACGCCACUAUGGCGGAGAGACGGAACGGGCCAUUACCUGUGCAAUGCAUGUGGACUGUACCACAAGAUGAACGGCAUGAAUCGACCGCUGAUAAAGCCUAGCAAGAGAUUGACUGCUACACGACGACUAGGACUAUGCUGUACAAACUGUGGAACCCGAACGACGACAUUGUGGCGGCGCAACAACGAAGGCGAACCAGUUUGCAAUGCAUGUGGCCUGUACUUCAAAUUGCAUGGCGUUAAUCGUCCAUUGGCGAUGCGCAAAGAUGGCAUCCAGACGAGAAAACGAAAACCUAAAAAAUCUGGUGGGGACUCGAAGGACGUCAAGGAGGAAGCUGACUUAAAACCAGCACUGACCAGUGCAUCGUCGCUCUCGCUUGAACGAAAUCUUGCCUCAUCGAAGCUAAGUGCCGAUCUCAGUCCCAAGCCAUCUUCGAAUACAUUAUCACACAAUCACAUGCAUUUACCAUCAUCAGUUUCGGCAUCUUCACGGACGCAUAGCACAUCCAAUCAUGUGUAUUCUUCGAAUAUGCAUGGUUUCAAUACCUCGCACAGCAACACUGGCAACACAUCUGGUUUGUCAUUUGGGUCUGCCGCCUCGAAAUAUGAACACUUGUUAGCAUCAUCCACCGGAGGAAGUAGUAAUACUAGUUUAAGCUCAGCUCUGACUAAUGGAAUUGGUACUGGGACGCCGAGUCCGAACUAUCAUCAUGCCCACCAUCAUCCGCAUCACCAUCAUGCCCAUCAUCACCAUCACCAUUCCAGCCUAGGUCAACAUACGUACGGAGUCAAGUCUGAAGCUAAUACCACCAAUUAUGAUUAUGUAAAUAAUUGCUAUUUUGGUGGAACGUUUGGUGCUCUGAGCGCCACUUCCGCCGGUGCAGGAGUUCAUGGAGCGACGGAACUUGCUGGCUAUCAUCAUCAGCACAAUGUCAUACAAGCUGCGAAAUUAAUGGCAUCAUCUUAGUUUGGAUAGAAAAAAAUAAGAAGUUAUUUCAAAGUCUGUAUUUUAGUGGUAUAUUUGUAUAGAUAAAUUUGUUCUCUAACGUAGCUGCAUACAUAUACAUAAAUUGAAGGAUACCUUCUUGCAUCUAGCUACUACAAUGAGAAGGUAUUUGAGGUAAUGUGUCAGAUAAUGUCUUUUUCUAAUUGAUCUCAGUUUGCGAUUUUCCGUAAAUUAAAUCAAUUACCUACAGAAUGAGAGAGGAAAAAUAGUUGCGUUAACUUAAAUUUCCCGAAAACUUGUAGAAAUGGUUUCUGUUUACCAGUAAUUAACUGAAAAGUUUUUUUGAAUAGUGAUCGAAAUGCGCUCUUUUAUGCGCCGAUGCCAACCAUUGUUAACAAUAGGUGCGUCCCACCAAGAGAGAUCUCUGAGAGCUGAGAGAUUUUUUAAGUGAAACAAAAAAUCUCAGCUGAUUGCUCACUUUUUU
Episyrphus balteatus (marmalade hoverfly) is the source of this 1828-nucleotide messenger RNA. RefSeq names its product GATA-binding factor A. NCBI's taxonomy places the organism in Eukaryota, Metazoa, Arthropoda, Insecta, Diptera, Syrphidae. Gene Ontology annotation, molecular function: RNA polymerase II cis-regulatory region sequence-specific DNA binding; DNA-binding transcription factor activity, RNA polymerase II-specific; zinc ion binding. Gene Ontology annotation, biological process: cell fate commitment; negative regulation of transcription by RNA polymerase II; positive regulation of transcription by RNA polymerase II. The transcript has 3 exons. The coding region runs from base 22 to 1365 and encodes 447 amino acids. The record is from RefSeq and is a predicted model, not a curated record.